UUUCCCCUUACCCAAAAAGCCCUCGUUCUGUAUGGUCUCAAACAGCAAUAUGUGCUCGACUCUCAGUAUGCUGUUCCAAUGGUGAGGAGUCCAGAAGAAAUCCUCAUUCAAGUUGAGUGUAUUGGGCUCAACCCGAUUGACUGGAAGGCUCCUGCGUUCAAUAUUGGAAUACCCAAUCUUCCAUGGGUCUGUGGACGAGACCUUGCAGGUACUGUUAUCUAUGAAUCUUCCUGCUCAUCGCGCCUCCGCAUUGGGGACCGUGUGCUCGUACCGUCCACCGAUUAUCGCGACAUUCGCAAAGCUGCCUUUCAGGAAUACGCGAUCGCCACGUAUUAUAAUGCAGCCCGGAUCCCUCCAGAGAACUCGACGCAGCAGGGGGCCACGGUGGGGGUGGCAUUUGUUGCAGCUGCCCUAGCCCUGGGUGUCUCAUUUGGCUUGGAUUUUUCAGUCGCAGUAAAGUCAUCUGGCCCUGAUCUUAUAGAAAUGAUUUCGAAUGGACUCUGCGGGAGUGGAAUCACUGCAGAUAUCCGUGAUGAAUGCUACUCCUCGCGGGGGGAUGAUAGAAUCCGACCUGGAGAAUGGCUUGUCAUUUGGGGAGCAUCAACAACCACCGGGUUUAUCGCACUACAGCUCGCCAAACUUUGCGGGUUGAAGGUCAUAUGUGUGGCCGACGUUGCCCGCCAUGGGACAAAGCUAUUUGAUGUUGCCGACCUCCUCGUUGACCGAUUAGACCCUGACCGAGCAGUUGAAAUUAUCCGUGGGGUUACCCAAGGAAAACUUCGAUAUGGUUUGGACUUCAUUGGAUCUGAUACAGCUUUGUUUCUACAGCAUACACUCUGCACCAAUAACAAAAGUAAGGCCAAGGCCCACUUGUUAGGAACAUCUGGUCUUCCUAAGAUCCAGAGCCCCGAAAUUCAAUACCAUAGUGUCCCAAUAAAACUAUUCCACACAUCUCCUGUGAUAGGUGAGCGGCUGGUUUUGUGGUUGGAAGACUUGCUGCAGGGCAAGGCAUUGGUGCUCCCGGAACUCCUCAUUCGUCAAGGGGGUUUAGCAGAUGUUAAUACUUCCUUGAAUAUCUUGCGCAAUGGUUUAGUUUCAGGCAAAAGGGUUGUGAUUGAUUUGCAAAGUCAUCAAAGCUAA
Molecule: messenger RNA, 1140 nt
Organism: Talaromyces rugulosus
Lineage: Eukaryota; Fungi; Ascomycota; Eurotiomycetes; Eurotiales; Trichocomaceae
Exons: 3
Molecular function (GO): oxidoreductase activity, acting on NAD(P)H
Source: RefSeq, a predicted model, not a curated record